This is a messenger RNA of Theileria annulata, 1104 nucleotides long. RefSeq names its product Theileria-specific sub-telomeric protein, SVSP family, putative. NCBI's taxonomy places the organism in Eukaryota, Apicomplexa, Aconoidasida, Piroplasmida, Theileriidae. Bases 1 to 1104 code for a protein of 367 amino acids. The record is from RefSeq and is a predicted model, not a curated record. The transcript has a single exon.
AUGAUUAAAUAUCAUAGAAUGAGUAAAUAUUUUAGGUACCAAUACAUACUAAUAUUAAUACUAAUUGGAUAUUCUGGAUGUUCUGAUGAUUUAAAUCAUGAAAGGGUAAAAACAGAAGAUUGUAAUAAGGAUGAGACUAAUUUUAAUCAAACUGGUCAUACACUAGUUUCUAGAAAUAUUAUUGAACGUGGUCUUGGACAUAUUGUUUAUGAUUCAUAUGGAUCCGAAUCUGUUAGUACAACUCAACCAGUAGAACAAUCUAGUGAAUCUGAUAUAGAUCAAGAUAUUGAUGAACCUGUAGAACCUGAAACUAUUCCAGUAGAAGUUGGAUCAGAUGAAGAAGAAGAUGAAGAUGAAGAAGAUAAUUUUCAGGUAACAGAAACUACUGAAAUAACUGAAGGAGUGACUGGAACUCAGACUGUUGGACCAAGCACUGAUACUGAAGAUGAUUAUAAAGAAGAAAAACCAACAGAAAUUGAUGUUGGUUAUGAAAUUAUACAUCCUGAAUUAUCAACAACUAUAUUUAUGGGAUUUGAUGACAAAAGGAAAUUUAUUAUAAUGGAUCAUAGACAUUUUUAUAUAACAACUGAUAAUACAACUGAUAUUAAAAUAGAAUUCGGUGCGAAAUUAUAUGAAAUAAAACAAGACAAUAAACUUGUAUGGAAAGGUAAAAAAUAUAAAUCACGUCCACAAUGUGUAAUAUAUAAAAAAUUAACAAACGUUUUUCUUAUUAUUUUUCCUAAUAGUUUCUUUUCAUGUAAAUAUGUUAAUGGUAAUUGGGAAAAGAGAAUAAAUAUAAUUCCAGAAAUUGUUUUAUAUUAUGUAAAUUAUUUGGGUAAACAUGAAGAGAUAGAUGGUUCAAAUAUAAUAACUGAAUAUACACAAUAUGGUAGUGUUCGAAAAUAUAUUAAAUACCCUACAAUGUGUACAAUGAUUGAAGUUGGUCAUCAAAAAUUAUGGGAAAAAAAAUAUAUUGAAAAAUAUCCAAGAGAAGUACAUUGUUAUGGUAAUAAAAAAAUAGUAAUAGUUUUUGUAACAUGGAAAUAUAUAUAUCUAAAUCAUGAUGGUAUAUGGAAAUUUGAGAAAUCUAUUAAAACAAAAUAA